AUGAAGCACGCCUACUGCGAGGAUGGAGAAGUACAACUUGAAGACACUCAAAUCGUUGAAACUUCGUCAUACGUAUACUUCGGACGUUCUAUGAACAUGGAAAACGAUUUGGGGGAAGAAGUGAAUAGAAGGGUGAGAGCAGCACGGGCAGCAUUCGCACCCGUCAGGGAAGCUACAGAUCAACUGACGGACCAAGAUCUUCGUGCCCAUCUGUUUGACUCAAAAGUUCUUCCAGCGCUCUGUUACGCAACAGAGACCUGGACAGACACCACCAUCGCGUCUAGGAAGCUACUCACUGCCCACAGAGUAGUUGAGGGAUGUCUUCUGAAGUUUAACCGGAGCACACAACACCUAGCCGGUCUUCGCAGCUUCGACUUAAGAGCAAUACCCCGGUCGCGACCCAGCGGAAUAACGGGUCGGUUACAUUAUGAGAAGAAUCGAUGA
Messenger RNA from Necator americanus (New World hookworm), 444 nucleotides. RefSeq lists its product as uncharacterized. The transcript has a single exon. The coding region runs from base 1 to 444 and encodes 147 amino acids. NCBI's taxonomy places the organism in Eukaryota, Metazoa, Nematoda, Chromadorea, Rhabditida, Ancylostomatidae. The record is from RefSeq and is a predicted model, not a curated record.